GUAAUUUUAAAUUUGAAGCGGUGAUCAUUGGGCAUUAAAUCAAAAGUGUUUUGUUGGUGUACAAAAAUAAAAUACAAAAAUUAAAAAUCUAAAAAAAAUAUAUAUAAAAAACCAAAAGAUAACAUUUAACAAAUAAUUAAGUACUUUUUUGCAAUUGUACAAAGUUUAUAUACAUAUAUAUUUUAUUUUUGGAGAGGACCGGUUUAACGGAGCUCAAACAAGUGCUUAUAUCAUCGUCAACUGCUGUUGAAGGCGAUUUCAGCUACAAACUGCAACUACAACAAAACGCACUUUAACUCUUAAGAAAAAAACCAUGAAGUUAUUUCUAGCUGGUUUCCUGUGCACAGUUCUGGUGGCUUUUGGAAAAGCCCAAGAUAACGGUUGUUUCUCGGCCAAUGAUGUUGGUGCCAUGCCCAAGACCAUACGUUCCGAUUUAUAUCGUGGCCAACAGGAAUUCACUUUGGCCAUGUUAGAGGCCAUACAGAAAGCCACACCCAAUGAAAAUGUUUUCUUCUCUCCCUACUCCACCUUCCAUGCCUUGCUCUUGGCCUAUUUCGGAGCCAAUGGCAAUACAGAAAAGGAAUUGGUGCAGGCUUUGCGUUUGCAAUGGGCCAAAAACAAGAAACACAUCAGCAAUGCCUAUCGCCUGGAAAAACAGACACGUUUCAGUCGCAGCAAGAACUCCUCAGUAGAAUUUGCCUCCGCCGAUAAAAUAUACUUUGACAAGAGUAUUAAUGUUUCGCCCUGUCUCAGUGAAAACUUUAAGGAUGAAUUGGAAACUUUGGACUUUAGAAACAAUGCCGAGGCCAGCCGCAUGAAUAUCAAUCAUUGGAUUGCCGAAAUCACACGCAAUGAAAUUCCCGAAAUGUUGAAUCCUGGCGAUGUCACCACUGAAAGUGAAAUGGUUUUGGCUAAUGCUGCCUACUUUAAGGGUCAGUGGUCGGACAAGUUCGAUGCCAAGGAAACCAAACAGGAAAUUUUCUAUACCUCACCCAGCCAACACUCAUUUGUGCCCAUGAUGCACAAGAGAGGCACCUUCAAUUUGGCCAUUGAUGAACAAAUCGGUGCUCAUGUCUUGCAAAUGCCCUAUAUGACCUCGAACGAUGAGAACAAGGAUUCAGAUAUAUCCAUGGUCAUUGUAUUGCCUCCCUUCCAGUCGGGUUUGGAUGAGGUUUUGUCCAAAUUGAAACCAGACACUUUGGAGAACGCCUUAAAGGACAGUAUGCCCAGAGAGAUUGACAUAUCGUUGCCUAAGUUUAAGUUUGAACAAAAUUUGGAAUUAGUACCGAUCCUCCGAAAAUUAGGCAUCAACUCUCUGUUCGAUCAAUCGGCCGAUUUAUCUGGCUUCUCCGCCGAAUCCCAAUUAAAAUUGGGUGACGCCAAACAUGUAGCCAAAAUCAAGGUGGAUGAGGAGGGUAGUGUAGCUGCAGCCGCCACCGUUUUGUUCAGUUUCCGUUCUGCCCGCCCAGUAGAGCCCACCAAGUUCGAGUGCAAUCAUCCAUUUUUGUUCCUAAUCUACGAUCAUACCUCCAAGGCUGUACUAUUCACCGGCAUCUAUCGGGAUCCCAAGACUCAAAAGUAAAUUUCUGAUUGUGUGUCUGCGUCUGUGUAAAGUAGGAAGUAAAUUAUUAUUGUUAUUUAAUCACAACCCUUCUCUUUUGUAAUUCUCUAUUACUCUCUAUAUUUUUUUUUUACAAUGAAAACAAAAAUAAAAAAAACUACAACUAAAUACUAUUUACUCUUUAUUAAUUUAAAAAACGUGAUUCAUUUAUUUGAAUUCAUUCUUAUUUUUUAUUAUUUUAAUAAUUUAAUUCUGUUUUUGUUUAAUGUAUAUUUUUUUAUUUAAUUAAUUAUUAAUUUGUAUGUGUAUUUUAUAAGUUCUUUUUUUUGGAAAAUAAAUUAUAAACAAUACCUAUAUGAUGACCAUUAAA
Molecule: messenger RNA, 1931 nt
Organism: Calliphora vicina (urban bluebottle blowfly)
Lineage: Eukaryota; Metazoa; Arthropoda; Insecta; Diptera; Calliphoridae
Gene: Spn88Ea
Product: Serpin 88Ea
Exons: 3
Coding region: 314-1582 (422 amino acids)
Molecular function (GO): serine-type endopeptidase inhibitor activity
Source: RefSeq, a predicted model, not a curated record